This is a messenger RNA of Strongylocentrotus purpuratus (purple sea urchin), 1856 nucleotides long. RefSeq names its product ribosomal oxygenase 2 (gene riox2). Bases 314 to 1639 code for a protein of 441 amino acids. Gene Ontology annotation, cellular component: nucleolus. The transcript has 10 exons. The record is from RefSeq and is a predicted model, not a curated record. NCBI's taxonomy places the organism in Eukaryota, Metazoa, Echinodermata, Echinoidea, Camarodonta, Strongylocentrotidae. Gene Ontology annotation, molecular function: histone H3K4 demethylase activity; histone H3K36 demethylase activity.
CACGUGUGCGCAUAUGUGUAUUAUAUUUUGUCAGCUGAUUCUGCACAUGUAAGUACUAUACCGAUUAAUUCCAAGAAGGCAAGAAUUUGUAAAUUAUCAUCAUGCCGAAGCGAAGAUCCAAGCAGCCUCUUCACCUCGACUCCAACGAUGCUCCAAGUGACACCACCAAGAAAGCAAGAGGCCUGAGCAAGAACACCAAAUUAAGUAAGACUCGAGAUGUGGCUCAAGAAAACAAUGGCAACCAAGAUGCAGCUGACAUGGCCAACAUAGGCAUAGCUUCUCCUGCAGAGGCAUUGCACAUCUCAUUCACCCCAUGAAGAUUGAAACAUUCAUGGAAGAGUACUGGGAAAAGCAACCUAUCGUCAUAUCCAACAGAGAAAAGCAUCGGGACUACUUCCAAUCUCUUUUUACAAGGACAAUUUUAGAGGGGUUGGUAGCAGAAAAGAAAAUCUCUUUCAUCCAAGACUGUAAUGUGUGCAGGUACAAGGGAGAAGUGAGAGAAUCGCUGAAUGGGAACGGAAUUGUGAAGCCUACUAAACUCAAGGAGCUCUUGGAUCAAGACAAAGCUACGAUUCAGUUUCAUCAACCUCAACGCUUUCAGGAAAGUGUUUGGAAUCUCCUUGAAAAGCUGGAGUCUUAUUUUGGCUGCCUGGUGGGAUCUAAUAUCUACAUGACACCCAAGCUAUCACAGGGAUUGGCUCCUCACUACGAUGAUGUAGAGGUGUUUGUACUUCAGCUGGAAGGGGAGAAACACUGGCGUCUCUACAAACCACCCACCCUUCUCCCUAGAGAUUAUAGUAGAGAUCUUGAUCAAUCGGAGCUAGGAGAGCCAACACAUGACAUCGUUCUUAAGGCAGGGGACUUGAUGUACUUCCCACGAGGAACUGUUCACCAGGCAGAUACUCCAAGUACUUGUAGCCACUCCACACAUCUCACUAUAAGCACAUAUCAAAGAUCUUCUUGGGGUGAUCUACUGAGUAUUGCCCUCCCAUCCAUGAUCCAGACAGCUAUCUCAGAGAACGUCUCAUACCGUCAGGGUCUUCCUCUUAGAUUCGUCUCAGAUCCUAACCAUCAAGCAAGCAGCAGCGAGACUGGUAGAAAAAUGGCAGAUUUGAUAUCUCAACUGAGCAGCCAUAUUGAGUCACAUGGUCAGGAAGCAGCCAAUGAGAUGCUCUGUGACUUCAUAGCCAAUCGUCUUCCGCCCUUUUGUGAUGGGGAAACUGACCUUGCCCCAAGAGGUCCAAUGCCAUCGUCAGACCAACAGGUACGGUUACGCUUUCCUGAUCACACUUUCAUCGUAAAAAGACAGAGUGAAGAGGACGAGGAAGAGGAGGAUGAGGAAGAAGAAGAAGAUGAUGAGGAAGAAGAUGAAGAUGAAGAUGAAAAGGAGUUUCAAGUCUUUGUCUAUCAUUCUCUUCAUAAUUCUCACCUAGAACACAUGAUGUGUAGUGAACCUAAAGAGGCUCUUGGGAUCCAGCUACCGAGGGAGUGCGAGCCAGCUCUCAGGGCCCUUCAGGAAUGUCCGCAAUCAUGGAGGAACGUCAGUGACAUCAGUCAGGAUGAUGCAGGCUCACAGAUGAUCAUGUCUCUGUGGGCAGAGGGCCUGGUAGAGAUCAGAGAUACAGAGGAAAGUUUAUGAUGAUGGCCUACCUACAUCCAUUGUAGUUCAGUCAUGGAGGAACGUUAAAGACAACUAGAGGAUGGUGUCAGGUGACUCGGGUCACUGAUGAUUAUGUGACCUGGUGAGGGCCUGGUAGAAGUCAGAGAUACAGAGGAUACUUUAUGAUGUAGGCCUACCUACAUCCAUUGUAGAAAGGGACACUAGUAGUACAGUCAUGGAGGAACGUCAAAGACAA